AUGUUGAAACAACGGCAUGGCGGUCUUCUAGACCUGUGGAAAUCCCAUUUCCCAGCAGAACACUCCUUUUUUGUAGCAGAUAAGAUUGUUGCGGUUGAACCCUUACAAAAUCUCAUUUACGAUGAAAUAUUAAGUACAAAUUUUUCAAACAAAGAAGGUAUAAUUAUAGUAAUGUAUGAUACAGAUAUUAAGAUUAAACAACCGCCAUUACAAAAGACAAAUAGUAAUCAGUUACUGCUUUAUACAGAUAAACAAGAAUGCAUUGAUGAUGUAAAAUUAAUUCACGAAAAAGUAUUUUUUAUUACAUCCGGCUCGUGUGCGUCGCAUAUUUUGCCUGUUGUUCAUCGUCUAACACAAGUUGAUUCAGUAUUCAUUUUUUGUUGUAAUAAUCACGAAAGUCUACCAUUAAUUGAUAAAUAUUCAAAAAUUAUUGGAAUAUUUACAAAUGAAAGUGAUCUUGUUCAAAAUAUUCAAAAGACAGCUCAACUUAUUCACAUACAACUAGAAACAUUAACAUUUAUGGACAAAAAUCAAAACUCUGCAAGAGAUCUAAACAAAGAUAGUGCGAAAUUCUUGUGGUUUCAAAUAUUUAAACAUGUUAUUAUUAAUAUGCCACGCGAUGAUCAAGCAAAAAAACGAAUGAUUGAAAAAUGUCAGGAAUAUUAUCAUGGAGAUAUUCAAGAAUUACAAUCUAUUAAAGAAUUUGAUAAGACAUAUAAAUCAAGUGACGCCAUUAAAUGGUAUACUAAAGAUUGUUUUCUUUAUAAACUUGUGAAUAUAGCUUUACGUACAGAGGAUAUUGACCAGUUAUAUACAUUUGGCUUUUUUAUUGCUGAUCUUUGCUCUAGUCUAGCUGAGGCUCAUAAGACGAUUGUUUUCAGCGAAGAACAGGAAAUUUUAUUUGAUUUAGGUGCUACAUUUAAAAUUACAGCCAUUUUAUAUGACGAUGAUAACAAAAUUUGGACGGUAAACAUGAGUUUAACGGAUGACGGAGUAAAACUAGCAAGCGAUUAUAUUGAGCUAAAUAAACAAGAAAUGAAUGAAACAAGUGUUCCUAUUUUAUUUGGAAAACUUCUGAAUGAAAUGGGUGAACAUAAAAAGGCUUACAAAUAUUUUAAAAACUUAAAAGAGAAUAUUCAAGACAACGAAGAUAUUGCUCGUAUUUAUAAUGGUAUUGGACAUGCAUAUCAUGGUAUGAAGAAUUUAGAAAAAGCGUUAGAAAGUUAUAAUCAUUGUUAUGAUUUAUUAAUAAAUAAUAAACCACCAUAUCGAGCUUUGGAGUAUUUUGAACGAGCUUUUGAUAUAAUGAAACAAUUUCCUAACACAUACAAUCGAGAAAUUGCUGACACUUUGACUAAUAUUGGCAGUGUAUACUAUGAAAAAAAGAAAUUUGAUAUCGCUUUAGAUUAUCUUACACAAGCACUGGACAUUAGAGAAAAAACAUUACCUGAAAAACACCCAGCUACAGGCAAGACAUUACGAAAAAUUGCAAAUUUGUACGAAAAUUUACGAUCCUUGGAUAAAGCUUUAAUAUAUUAUCUACAAGCAUUAGACGUAAAUGUAUGUUCAUUACCAUCAGAUCAUCCAAGUAUUGGUAGCACAUUGAGCUAUAUCGACAGACUCUAUACACAUAUACGAAUAGAUGAAAAAGCAGAAGAUUAUUUACUACGAGCACUGGAAAUAAUUGAAAAACUGCCAGCUAUUCAUGCUCAUACAAUGGCUAAAACAUUGUCUGUUGUCUGUUACGUCUACAAACGCAAAUCUAAAUAUGACUCUGUGUUGCAAUAUAGCUUUAAAGAACUUGCCGCAAGAAGAAAAUUUUCACCAGGCGAUCACGCAUCAAUAUCAAGGACAUUAAAUGGAAUUGCUUCUACCUAUGAACAUUUGGAUGAGUGUAAUAAGGCAUUCGACUUUUUUCAGGAAGAACUUGAUAAGAAUAACUUUUAUCUAACGCCAGAUGAUCCAAUUAUCAAAUCGAUUUUCUCUGCGUUAGCUGAUAUUAUUGAAGGAACUGGUCAAACUGAAUAUCGUUUGAAAGUAUGGAAGUUAAUAACACAAGCAGAUCUACCGCAUACUGACGAUAAUGAUAGUGUUUGUCAUUUGUUUAAACAACAGUAUGCUCGUGAAUAUCAGUUAAGAACUUUGAAUAUACCUGGACAGUAG
Messenger RNA from Didymodactylos carnosus, 2163 nucleotides. NCBI's taxonomy places the organism in Eukaryota, Metazoa, Rotifera, Eurotatoria, Philodinida, Philodinidae. The record is from the annotation of a GenBank genome assembly.